AUGAAAAUGUAAAAGUUGUAUCUUUGAGUCCAUGUGCCAUUUUUCCCUCGGAUUUACAAACUAUGCACACAUGCCCCUUAUUCGUCAUCUCUCUGUCUGAAUAGGGCAUCAAAUGUCAAACACACAGCACAGAGGCAGAGAGCUAGUUAAAUAUGAUGCUGACAAUAACUUAUCACCCAGCUAACAGAGAACAAUACUUUUGGAUGACAUUCCACUCAAGGUCCCAUAAACCCCUGUAGUUAUCACCUAAAAUAAUGAACAGACCAUGCUAAAAGUGUUCUGAGAACACUGUGUUUUAUAUGGUCUCAUGACUUAUAACACCAUGCCACUCUCUCUCUCUCUCUCUCUCUCUCUCUCUCUCUCUCUCUCUCUCUCUCUCUCUCUCUCUCUCUCUCUCUCUCUCUCUCUCUCUCUCUCUCUCUCUCAAUUCAACUCAAUUCAAGGGGUUUUAUUGGCAUGGGAAACAUAUGCUGACAUUGCCAUAGCAAGUGAAAUGGAUAAACAAAAGUGAAAUAAACAAUAAAAAGUGAACAGUAAAUAUUACACUGACACAAGUUCCAAAAGAAUAAAGACAUUUCAAAUGUCAUAUUAUGUAUAUAUACAGUGUUGUAACAAUGUGCAAAUAGUUAAAGUACAAAUGGGAAAAUAAAUAAACAUAAAUAUGGGUUGUAUUUACAAUGGUGUUUGUUCUUCACUGGUUGCCCUUUUCUUGUGGCAACAGGUCACAAAUAUUGCUGCUGUGAUGGCACACUGUGGUUUUUCACCCAGAAGAUAAGGGAGUUUACCAAAAUUAGGUUUGUUUUCCAAUUCUUUGUGGAUCUCUGUAAUCUGAGGGAAAUAUUUGUCUCUAAUAUGGUCAUACAUUUGGCAGGAGGUUAGGAAGUGCAGCUCAGUUUCCACCUCAUUUUGUGGGCAGUGUGCACAUAGCCUGUCUUCUCUUGAGAGCCAGGUCUGCCUACGGCAGCCUUUCUCAAUAGCAAGGCUAUGCUCACUGAGUCUGUACAUAAUCAAAGCUUUCCUUAAGUUUGGGUCAGUCACAGUGGUCAGGUAUUCUGCCACUGUGUACUCUCUUUUUAGGGCCAAAUAGCAUUCUAGUUUGCUCCGUUUUUUUGUUAAUUCUUUCCAAUGUGUCAAGUAAUUAUCUUUUUGUUUUCUCAUGAUUUGGUUGGGUCUAAUUGUGUUGUUGUUGUCUCUCUCUCUCUCUCUCUCUCUCCCCCCCCCAUCUCAGUGGGAUGAGGUCAGUGUCCUGGAUGACAGGGGGAAUCUUAUCCGGACCUUUGAGGUCUGCAACGUCAAUCAGAACCCCCGUGUCCAGGACAACUGGCUGGCCACGCCCUUCCUCUUCCGCUUCUCGGCACCACGGGUCUUUGUGACGCUGCGUUUCUCCGUGCGGGACUGUGCCAGUCUGCGCUCGCCCUCGCCCUCCUGCCGCGAGACGCUCACCCUCUACUACAAACAGGCCGACUCACAGAGAGAGCUGGAGAGGACAUGGGCUGCAGAGGUAGGGCAGAAAGACUACACUUCCCAUCAUGCCACUAAUAUCCCACUAAUAUCCCACCUUCUUAUUUUAGGUGUAAUGCCACAUUCACAUAAUCGUCGGAACAUCCUUUUUCCUAAUUGUGAUGUCGGAAAUAAUAUUUUUUUUCAUUAAUGUGCUUUUUAGUCGGAACAAUGCUUCAACCAGAUAAUAUUUUAGCUAGCUUGAUAAGCUGACGUUGCUAAUAAUGAAGUUAGCUAGCUUGCUUAACAUUGACAAUAUGGUCAAACUAGCUACAUUAUCCAUAUUGAUAAGGUUUUAGUUGUAGUUAUGACAUAACAACCAUUCCUGGACCUGACUCCAAAAGCGAGCCACCGAUGGACGGUACCAGAAAAUAUGUUCUAUUGAUUCUGUUUCCUCAUGUCUACACAAGGCUGACUGUUCAAUGCCCCAUAUAUUGAGCAUUCUUUUUGUAGCAAGUCUUUUAUAUAAUAGCUUACAUUAAAAUUAAUUAAUUGAUGUGUCAAUUGUUGUUUUAUAUGUCAGUUCAUAGACCCGAUGCCAAGGUAUUGGGACAUCAAAAACUGACUAGAAUUUGAUAUGGUAUUGCUGUCAAAUCUUUUUACACUAAGUGAAACUGAUACAUUUUUCGAUUUAUACUAAUAAUUUUAAGCAAAUUAAGAUUUUUAAUGGGUUCAAAUUCAAAACAAUAAUCUUUAAGUAAUUGUCUCUUCCCAUGGUAUUUAUAGUUUCUAAAAACUUCUGUCAAGACGUAGAGCAUAAAGACUACAUUUCCAAAUAUCCCAUUUUGGUAAUAUGUAAUUCUGCAUACUCCAAAAAUCAUGUUCCAAAAACAAGGAAUAAUGUUGCUUUGGUUUGCCAUAACAUUCCUCUCAUUCUCAUCCCCCUCAAUCUCAUUAAAUAAACAAACUUUCCCAUCUCACAUCGGUGCUUUGUAGUUCCUACCCUCAGGGCUUGUGGUUUCCAGUGGAGAGCAGUUACAGAGCUGUUUUGCCGAGCUGAUAGAGUGCUGAGCUCUUGUUGCGUCAGCGUGUCGUGUGCUGCUCUCACAGAAGGAAGGAUGCAGUAUUUGUGGAUGAAUACAUUUCUCCUUGGGGAAAGUUAGAUGCUGUUUAAAAAUGCAAAUAAGAGCCUGAUGAGUGAAGUGUAGCGGAAUGUAGAGUGUGGAGCAGCAGGAAGGCCAGGAGUCUGAGUCUCUGGGGAAAGUUAGCACGGUUACCUUGAAACUCUCUGGGGAAAGUUAGCACGGUUACCUUGAAACUCUCUGGGGAAAGUUAGCACGGUUACCUUGGAACUCUCUGGGGAAAGUUAGCACGGUUACCUUGAAACUCUCUGGGGAAAGUUAGCACGGUUACCUUGGAACUCUCUGGGGAAAGUUAGCACGGUUACCUUGAAACUCUCUGGGGAAAGUUAGCACGGUUACCUUGGAACUCUCUGGGGAAAGUUAGCACGGUUACCUUGGAACUCUCUGGGGAAAGUUAGCACGGUUACCUUGGAACUCUGGGGAGAAUUAGAUUAGAUUAAAACACAGACUGUCACUGGUCCGCGACUGUUUUAUAUUUGACUCAAUUAGUACCCUCAGAGCUAACUAACUGUUGUAUUCUGUUAAAUACUUUAAUCAACUGUUACAUACUCUUUAUCUUCUCCUUCUCCCUGAUCCCUUGCUUUUUCAUGAUCUCUCUCUCUUAUCCCCCUCUCCUCCCCUCCCUCUCUUUCUCCCCUCCCCCAUCCCUGUCCAGCCAUCCAGUGGAGAGAAGGACACGAGGGAGGGCUGGGUGAAGAUUGACACCAUAGCAGCAGAUAAGAGUUUCACCAAGGUGGAGCCCAGCCUGCCUCACCAGUACCAACCAGACCGCUACCGACGGGUCAAUGUCAAAACCCGCAGCUUCGCUCCGCUCACACGCAAUGGGUACUGUAUGAGAACAUUUGAAACAAAUUCAUGACAAAUUCCCAUAUUCAAACCAUGCUCAUCACUUGUGACAAAAAGUCCUUUGCCACCUUGUAGGCAAUAGUGUAUGCUAACUAACACACCUAAAUCCACGCUGUCACCUAUCUAGUGGUCCUUCAAUCCUGAUAAUAAGUUAACAUGUUAUGACCCUUGACCCUUGUUUCAGAUUCGUCCUGGCCAUCGUCGACAGUGGCGCAUGCGUCUCUCUCAUGGGUGUGUCCAUCUUCUACCGCCGCUGCCCGGCAACCAAUCUCUAUCUUGCUUCCUAUCCGGCCACACCCUCAGGGGCAGAGCCUACUGCCCUGGUCCCUGUGACUGGGACUUGUGUUCUCCACAGCCAAGCACAGGGAGGCUCUGCCCCUCGCAUGCACUGCAACGCAGAAGGUGACUGGAUGGUGCCGGUGGGCGGGUGCAUCUGUGAAGAGGGAUACGAGCCCAGUCAAAACGGAUCUGCCUGCUUAGGUGAGUCCCAAUGUAAACAUUAAUAUCAACAAAGUCUGGUAUACUUUUUGAAACUUAAAUCACACACACACACUAAAAUGUCAAAGGACCAACAAUAUCUAACAAUAUCUAAAGUUUUGGCCUCCUCUCCCCCUUCCUGUCAAUUUUCCUGUCAGUUCUCCUGUCCCCCCUCCUGUCAGUUCUCCUGUCCCCCCUCCUGUUAGUUCUCAUGUCCCCCCGCCUGUCAGUUCACUUGUCCCCCUCCUGUCUGUUCUCCUUUCCCCCAUCCUGUCAGUUCUCCUGUCCCCCCUCCUGUCAGUUCUCCUGUCCCCCCUCCUGUUAGUUCUCCUGUCCCCCCUCCUGUCAGUUCUCCUGUCCCCCCUCAUGUCAGUUCUCCUGUCCCCCCUCCUGUCAGUUCUCCUGUCCCCCCUCCUGUCAGUUCUCCUGUCCCCCCUCCUGUCAGUUCUCCUGUCCCCCCUCCUGUCAGUUCUCCUGUCAGUUCUCCUGUCCCCCCUCCUGUCAGUUCUCCUGUCCCCGCUCCUGUCAGUUCUCCUGUCCCCCCUCCUGUCAGUUCUCCUGUCCCCCCUCCUGUCAGUUCUCCUGUCCCCGCUCCUGUCAGUUCUCCUGUCCCCCCUCCUGUCAGUUCUCCUGUCCCCCCUCCUGUCAGUUCUCCUGUCAGUUCUCCUGUCCAACUCCUGUCAGUUCUCCUGUUCACCCUCCUGUCAGUUCUCCUGUCCCCCCUUCUGUCAGUUCUCCUGUCCCCCCUCCUGUCAGUUCUCCUGUCCCCCCUCCUGUCAGUUCUCCUGUCCCCCCUCCUGUCAGUUCUCCUCUCCCCCCUCCUGUCAGUUCACCUGUCACCCCUUCUGUCAGUUCUCCUGUCCCCCCUCCUGUCAGUUCUCCUGUCCCCCCUCCUGUCAGUUCUCCUGCCCCCCCUCCUGUCAGUUCACCUGUCCCCUGUGUCACGAACUGUCUGGAUCAAUAUGAGAUGGAACUGCUGCCGUCUGCCACUCUGAUCACUGGCCCAACUUGACUGAGAGGACAGGGGGAGGAGGGCAGGGAUGGACAAUGGCCCUGUGCAGUGUGCGUGUGUGUGUGUUUCGUGUGGGGGGGUUUAUGAUGGACAAAUGUUUUAUGAGACUAUGUCAACAACAUCCUACAUACAGUGGGGGAAAAAAGUAUUUAGUCAGCCACCAAUUGUGCAAGUUCUCCCACUUAAAAAGAUGAGAGAGGCCUGUAAUUUUCAUCAUAGGUACACGUCAACUAUGACAGACAAAUUGAGGAAAAAAAAUCCAGAAAAUCACAUUGUAGGAUUUUUAAUGAAUUUAUUUGCAAAUUAUGGUGGAAAAUAAGUAUUUGGUCACCUACAAACAAGCAAGAUUUCUGGCUCUCACAGACCUGUAACUUAUUCUUUAAGAGGCUCCUCUGUCCUCCACUCGUUACCUGUAUUAAUGGCACCUGUUUGAACUUGUUAUCAGUAUAAAAGACACCUGUCCACAACUUCAAACAGUCACACUCCAAACUCCACUAUGGCCAAGACCAAAGAGCUGUCAAAGGACACCAGAAACAAAAUUGUAGACCUGCACCAGGCUGGGAAGACUGAAUCUGCAAUAGGUAAGCAGCUUGGUUUGAAGAAAUCAACUGUGGGAGCAAUUAUUAGGAAAUGGAAGACAUACAAGACCACUGAUAAUCUCCCUCGAUCUGGGGCUCCACGCAAGUUCUCACCCCGUGGGGUCAAAAUGAUCACAAGAACGGUGAGCAAAAAUCCCAGAACCACACAGGGGGACCUAGUGAAUGACCUGCAGAGAGCUGGGACCAAAGUAACAAAGCCUACCAUCAGUAACACACUACGCCGUCAGGGACUCAAAUCCUGCAGUGCCAGACGUGUCCCCCUGCUUAAGCCAGUACAUGUCCAGGCCCGUCUGAAGUUUGCUAGAGUGCUUUUGGAUGAUCCAGAAGAGGAUUGGGAGAAUGUCAUAUGGUCAGAUUAAACCAAAAUAGAACUUUUUGGUAAAAACUCAACUCGUCGUGUUUGGAGGACAAAGAAUGCUGAGUUGCAUCCAAAGAACACCAUACCUACUGUGAAGCAUGGGGGUGGAAACAUCAUGCUUUGGGGCUGUUUUUCUGCUAAGGGACCAGGACGACUGAUCCGUGUAAAGGAAAGAAUGAAUGGGGCCAUGUAUCGUGAGAUUUUGAAUGAAAACCUCCUUCCAUCAGCAAGGGCAUUGAAGAUGAAACGUGGCUGGGUCCUUCAGCAUGACAAUGAUCCCAAACACACUGCCUGGGUAACGAAGGAGUGGCUUCGUAAGAAGCAUUUCAAGGUCCUGGAGUGGCCUAGCCAGUCUCCAGAUCUCAACCCCAUAGAAAAUAUUUGGAGGGAGUUGAAAGUCCGUGUUGCCCAGCGACAGCCCCAAAACAUCACUGCUCUAGAGGAGAUCUGCAUGGAGGAAUGGGCCAAAAUACCAGCAACAGUGUGUGAAAACCUUGUGAAGACUUACAGAAAACGUUUGACCUGUGUCAUUGCCAACAAAGGGUAUAUAACAAAGUAUUGAGAAACUUUUGUUAUUGACCAAAUACUUAUUUUCCACCAUAAUUUGCAAAUAAAUUCAUAAAAAAUCCUACAAUGUGAUUUUCUGGAUUUUUUUUUCUCAUUAUGUCUGUCAUAGUUGACGUGUACCUAUGAUGAAAAUCACAGGCCUCUCUCAUCUUUUUAAGUGGGAGAACUUGCACAAUUGGUGGCUGACUAAAUACUUUUUUUUCCCCACUGUAAAUGAAUAUGUGCUUAUGUCUGGGAGCAUAAGUAGGAGAUGAGGGCUUUGUGUUGUGUUCUGUCUCUGUGUUGGUGUUUUCACUGGAGAAGCAGGAAGGGAGCAGAGCUCAGGGGAAUAAGAGACAGCUUGUCAGACCAAGAGCUCAACUACUGCUUCAACUAGUCCCACUUGACCCAGUGUGUUAGCACAGAGGAGGAGAGGAACACACUCUCUCUCUCUCUCUCUCUCUCUCUCUCUCUCUCUCUCUCUCUCUCUCUCUCUCUCCUCCUCUCCUCUCUCUCUCGCUCUCUCUCUCCUCCUCUCUCUCUCUCUCUCUCUCUCUCUCUCUCGCUCACUCACUCACUCACUCACUCACUCACUCACUCACUCACUCACUCACUCACACACUCACACACACACACACAACAGGGACAUGGACACUACACCACAGUCUGUGUCAGUGUGCACCCUGAAGGAGUAAAGGGUUCAAUCUUCACUGGGUGGGGGUCAACGAGAAAGAUACGUUUUGGAGAAAUCUCAAGAAAUACAUCAUGGAAUAUCGAGAGAGGGAGUGAGGGAAAGAGAGAGGGAGAGAGAGAGGAGGGGGGAUAGAGAGAGGGGAGGGGGAGAGAGAGAGGGGAAGAGAGCAAGAGAGGAGAUGGGAUUAGGAAAGGGGGAGGGAGAGGAGAGAGAGGGGAUAGAGAGGGGGAGGUGGGGAGAGAGAGGAGUGGCAUAGGAGAGAGUGUUUGAUUAGAUGAGGGGGUAGUGAUCGGAGGCGGGGGAUAUAUCUGGUGUUGAGCUAGAGGAGAUAGCUGCUUAUAUUGUGUUUUUCUCUCUUAGAAUGUGGGUCGAUGCUUCAUUUAUUCUUUUUUACUUCUUGUCGGACUUCUGUUUUUGAUUUUCUUUCUUUUUCUUUUCUAUCUAUACUCUACUCUUCGCUCAUUUUUCUCUCUCGCUAGAUCCUCUUGAGGAUCGUGAGGGGAGAGAGAGGGAUUAGGAUGCAAGAGCUGUGACCACAUUUAGGUCAUAGUGAUGUAAUGGCCACUCGUCUGUGAACAAGUGACAGAAACCACAUCGAGAGAGAGAGCGAAAGAGAGAGGGAGAGAGGGAAGAGAGAGGGGAUAAGUGGACACAAGUUAAUGACUCAAGGAAUUGAGCAAGCAGAAAGUCUGAGGAAAGUAAGGACACAGAGAGAGGGGGAAGGGGUAUUGACUGAGAUGUGGAGAGCAGGAGCCUGUGUGGUGUGGUGUGUGUGUGCUUGUUUGUUUGUCUGUUCCAACACUCUUAGAUAAAAGGGUUCCAAAAGGGUUAUUCGGCUGUCCCCAUAGGAGAACCCCUUUUGUUUCCAAGGAGAACCCUUUUUGGUUCCACGUAGAACCGUUUUGGGUUCCAUGUAGAACUCUCUGUGGAAAGGGUCCUACAUGGAACCCAAAAGGGUUCGACCUGGAACCGAAAGGGCUCUACUUGGAACCAAAUAGGGUUCUUCGAAGGGUUCUCCUAUGGGGACAGCCAAAUAACCAUUUUAGUUUUGUCUCUAUGUGUGUGUGUGUGUAUGUGAGUGAGUGUGUGUGUGUGUUAUCCCUGGACUGUUGACAGUUGAAGGUAAAGGUCCAGUAAAGGUCCAGUCCAGCAGUUCUCUGUGGUGCUAUAUGCUACCCUCUCCUCCACAGGCCAGGGCUGGUCAGGGGCCUCCCAGUCCCAAGCUAGCUAACAGCUUCAUUAAUACUGCUGCUCUGUACCAAGUCAACUGUGAAAUGUCUUCAUGCUCUAAUGGCUUACAUCUGGGCUCUCUCCACCACUCACACGGUUUGUCCCACUUUGAUUGAUAUUUACUGACAAAUAACCACUUCAACUCUGUGGCUUGGCCUCCCAGAUAGGGCUAAACAGAUCACAAGGAGUGGGUGCCCCACCCACGCAGGGUUUUUUGUGUUCUAAUUAUUCUGUGAUUAUGCUUAGUUGAUCAAGUCAUUGACUAAUGAUGUGGAUGUGACGUCAUGGCAUUGUUGUCCCUGUUUGGUCGUUUGGAUGAGAAAAAUGAUAGCUGAGACGGUCACUGUGGUCGCUGUGGGUUUUUAUUCUACAUUGUCUCUGAGGCUCUUGUAUAAAUAUCUGUGUAGACUCCAAGAACUCAGUUGUACGGCUCUAAGGGGGUUCAAGGCACAUUCAAGAUCGGAACUGAUGAAUGAUAUGUUCAUUCAGCAAAAGCUGUAAUCCAAAUGGACUUACAGUUAAGCUAUUCAUUAGAAGUGACCUGUGCUGGAAUUAAACCCACAACCGCUUGGUGUUACAAGCACCAUCCAUGCUCUAACCAGCUCAGUCAUCAGAACCACUAACUCCUCUCAGAUCCUCUAGUGAUGACAGGGAACAGAGCAGGAGACAAGCAGCGCUCUGUUCUCUGCUAAGCAGAAGACCUACAGUAGAUGUUUUCUCCGUUGACAUUUGCGUCUCCAGAGAGAGAGAAAGAGAAAGCGUAUGCUCAGCAGAAGCACGACUGA
This is a messenger RNA of Coregonus sp. 'balchen', 9129 nucleotides long. NCBI's taxonomy places the organism in Eukaryota, Metazoa, Chordata, Actinopteri, Salmoniformes, Salmonidae. The record is from the annotation of a GenBank genome assembly.